CGAAACCUGCUAGUUUUAUGGAUGGCAGUUAGCGCCUGGUUUCUUUAAUGAAAAUUGAUCUAACUUUGAGCAGAUUUCCAGAACACGUACUCUUUUACACUGUUUAAAAUAAAUUGCAAAAUUAAAAAUGGAAUUUAGUUCGGUAAUAGUGACCUUUCACUUAACACUGAUCUUUUCCGGUGCAUUAUGUUGGGACGAUGCAGGAUCAACGCGGAAUCAUGGGCCGUGUUCCAAGUUUGAAUUUCCGUGUAAUAAUUCCGGUGUCUGUGUUACUCAGCAGAAAUGGUGCAACCAUGAAGCCGAUUGCCCGGAUGGUGACGAUGAAAUGCCGCAUUGUCAAGCGAAAGCGCUGACGUGGGAUGAUUUCCAAAGCGAUACGCUGCCCUGCAUCAAUGAAGUCCGCCGCGCCAAACGAAUGCCGCGGAUACAUUUUGAUUUUGAUCGGCUACUCACGUCCUCGCCAUCAACGGAUUACACUGACGAUUAUGAUGACAGUGGCUAUUGUAGUCUGGUUAACUUCCCGGCCAGCUGCCAGUGCAAGAACGGUCGCUCACUGGAGUGCAAGGUGGACGGGAAGCUGCCCAAUUUAUCGCAGGUGGAACCCAGUCCCACCCUUAUUGAAUUACGCAGUAAGCGAGGUACGAUGGGAUGCCUGCGCCCCAACCGGCAGCAUAACGGUUACUAUUCACAACUGGACAAUUUGCUGACGCUAAACUUUUCGAACAGCGGACUGCGUUGUAUCCAUGCCUUUGCUUUUCGCAACCACAAUCUGGCGACCUUGGAUUUAUCUCAUAAUCUAAUUCGACAUUUGAUGAACGAUACCUUUUCCGGCUUAAACGUCUGCUCACUGUUUUUAAACGACAACACCAUCACCGACUGGACAGAUGAUCCAUUUAAUUCGGCAUCGGCUAUCAGCUGGCUAGAUUUGCGGAACAAUGAUUUAACACUGGAGCAGCCGGGCAUGCUGCAAAGUCUGCGCAGUACUUGCGUUCUUGAACUAACGGGAAAUCUGGUUCGCCGGUUGACCAACAACACUUUUAAAGGCUUAACCCGACUGUGCAAUGUUGAACUCUCGUACAAUGAGAUUGAAAGUAUCGAAUCAGGAGCCUUUGCCGACUUGCAUACGACCGGAACCAUCAACCUGAAGCAUAACCGGCUUUCCACACUGGAUGAGAACCUUUUCCAGCACAAUCACAACUUACGCCAACUAGAGCUGGCCUAUAAUAGCAACAUAACAACGAUUCCUGUUGGAUUAUUUCGCAACUUCAACUGCACGAAACUUGAUUUGCGCGGAAUAUUAAUCAGUAACAUCGAAGAGGAGAUGUUCCACACGUUGCCAUCCACAUGCAAUGUGUUGUUUGAAAAGUUGUACUACUGCUUCUACGCCCAUCAUAUUCGCAACUGUACGCCAAAAGUUGACGGGAUUUCCUCCUUCGAAGAGCUACUGGUCAGCCCAACACUAGUGACAUUAGCAUGGAUCUCAGCGAUAUUUACGAUUAUCUGCAACCUGUUGAUUUACAUAACGCGAUGGUAUCUGGAUCGGACGCUAAAGCAUGGCGUGCACGAUAUGGUGGUCCGGGAUGCUCGGAUAAUGUCGCUGUUUAUCAAACACCUCAGCUUUUCGGAUAUGCUGACAGGAUUCUACAUGCUGUUCAUCUGUUAUUACAACGAUACAUUCAAAGGUCAAUAUCAUCGUUAUGCGCUGGACUGGAUCAACAGCAUUAAAUGCCAAGUCCUAGGAAUAACCGCAAUGUCAUCAGCAGAAAUCAGCAUGCUAAUUUUGACGUUCAUCGCCAUCGACCGCGCCCUGACCAUCUGCUGUACAAACAAGAAACUCCGUCUCUCCAUCUGGUCGGUGCGCGUAAUUCUCAUCUUUAUCUGGUUGCUGGGCAUCGCGCUAGCCAUCAUCCCGGCCAUCAUCUGGAACGACCGGGUCCACAACUAUUACGGCAACAACGGAGUGUGCCUGCCGUUGUACCUACAGGAGCCGCGUCUCAACGGCUGGAUCUACUCGUUAGCCGUCGUUUUCGGACUGAACGGCCUACUGAUUGUGGUCAUCGCCUGUUGUUACGCGGCCAUUUUCUGCUCGGUGAAAAAAUGGGGGCAUGAUCUACCGGUGGAGACGGAAGAGAAGGAACUGUUCUGGCGGUUCUUUGUGCUGGUCUGCGUCAACCUCUGCUGCUGGCUGCCGACGUUUGUGUUCAAGUUUAUCGCGUUAACCAACCACAAAGUUCCCGAUGAGUCAUACGCCUGGAUCGUGACCUUUGUGUUUCCCCUCAAUUCAGCCAUGAAUCCGAUUGUCUAUUCCCUCAGCUCACGGGAAUUUCGGGCAAGAGUGGGACGGAUUACCGGAUACAAUACCAUGAAGCAGUAUGUCGUUCAUCGGGUUCACUACAUUGGCCGCCGGCUAAGUACCUGGAGUACCAACACCUCCAGCGACCUCUGCCACGCCGACAGCCUACCUUUUCCCGACGGCCCGCUCAGGGUCCCGGACGGCCCUCCGCCCCCGUAUUCCGCUAUGGUGGCCGUGCCGGCUUGUCGGCGGCCACGGGGGCUCCGUCCGAGUUCGGUACAUUUUCCCCUGAACUACGAUGCCCUGGGGCACAAUCAGCAACUGCGCAGCUCCGCGUACCAAUUGAGUAAUGCCGAUUUCACGACGAACCAGCACGAGCUGGAGCCGUUGCGCGAACAGCCAGCCGAGGAUAAUUUUCCGUUGUAGUGAUUACCUCGUUUCAUUUGUUAAUUAUGUCCUUCGUUCAUUCCUGCAAAUCUGGUUUACUGCUGUAAAUGGCAUGAUUUUUUGUCCCAGUCUUUGUGAAUUUUGGCAAUAUUAUUAUUAU
Molecule: messenger RNA, 2840 nt
Organism: Paramacrobiotus metropolitanus
Lineage: Eukaryota; Metazoa; Tardigrada; Eutardigrada; Parachela; Macrobiotidae
Product: relaxin receptor 2-like
Exons: 19
Coding region: 128-2719 (863 amino acids)
Biological process (GO): G protein-coupled receptor signaling pathway
Cellular component (GO): membrane
Molecular function (GO): G protein-coupled receptor activity; protein binding
Source: RefSeq, a predicted model, not a curated record